Messenger RNA from Octodon degus (degu), 5323 nucleotides. It is a transcript of the gene Col4a3, whose product is annotated as collagen type IV alpha 3 chain. The record is from RefSeq and is a predicted model, not a curated record. Gene Ontology annotation, molecular function: extracellular matrix structural constituent. NCBI's taxonomy places the organism in Eukaryota, Metazoa, Chordata, Mammalia, Rodentia, Octodontidae. The transcript has 52 exons. The coding region runs from base 292 to 5304 and encodes 1670 amino acids. Gene Ontology annotation, cellular component: basement membrane; collagen trimer.
GCCUGCGGUCCCGGCCGCUCUGGUCCCGGGCUCCGCGCCCGGCCCCAGGGACAGCAGCGCCCGGUGUCCUGGGAGGGAGGGACCGAGGGAGGGCGCCGAGGGCGGGCCUGGAGCCGCUUUUUCCCUCCCUGGGAGCCGCCACCGUAGCCGGGCGGGGAGGGACCCACCGCGCGGCCGAGCCCUACAAAACCCUCCCCGGGGAACGGGCGAGGCGGGCGCCACGGAAAGGGACGCGGUGGCCCGGAUCCUGCGGUCCCCGGACGGCCCGGUCCCCGACGGCCGGCGCCCACCAUGCGCCCCGGCCCCGCGCCCCGGCCGCCCGCGCGCCUGCUCUGGCUCCUUCUAGCGCUCCUGGCGGCCGCGCCCGCCGACGGCAAGGGCUGCGCCUGUGCGGAGAAAGGCCCGUGUGUCUGCGGUGGGACCAAAGGCGAGAAGGGGGAGAAAGGCUUUCCUGGACCCCCUGGUUCUCCAGGCCAGAAAGGAUUCCCAGGUCCUGAAGGCUUGCCUGGACCACAGGGACCCAAGGGCCCCCCGGGACUUCCAGGACUCACUGGUCCCAAAGGUAUAAGGGGAAUAACUGGAUUACCAGGAUUUUCAGGUCCUCCUGGACUUCCAGGCCUCCCAGGCCAUGCUGGGCCCUAUGGACCUCCUGGCUUCCCAGGAUGCAAUGGUUCUAAGGGUGAACAAGGGUUUCCAGGGCUUCCAGGGACACCGGGAUACCCAGGGCUCAUGGGGGCUACUGGUUUGAAAGGACAAAAGGGUGUUCCUGCUCAAGCAGAAGGCCGAGAAUUCAAUGGAAAAGGUGACCUGGGGUGGCCAGGACCUCCAGGAUUCCAGGGUCUGCCAGGCCCCCCAGGCCUGCCUGGGCCUGCUGGCCCACCUGGACCUCCAGGACUCCUUGGUUUUCCAGGAGCGAGGGGACAUAUGGGACCUAAGGGUCACAUGGGUGACAAUGUAGUCGGACAAAAAGGAGAGCAGGGUGUGAAAGGACUGGCAGGACCCCCUGGACCACCAGGAACAGUUAUCGUGACGUUAACUGGCCCAGAUAACAAAACGGACCUCAGGGGUGAGAAGGGCGACGAGGGAAUCAGGGGCGAAGCAGGACCCCCUGGGCCCCCGGGACUGCCAGGCGAGUCAUACGGAUCUGAAAAAGGUGCUCCUGGAGAAACUGGCGCACAGGGAAAGCCUGGCAAAGAUGGUGCUCCCGGCUUCCCUGGCACUGAGGGACCCAAAGGCAACAGGGGCUUCCCUGGAUUAAUGGGUGAAGAUGGCAUUAAGGGAUGGAAAGGAGACACUGGCCUUCCAGGAUUUCGCGGUCCAACAGAAUAUUAUGAUGCAUACCAGGAAAAGGGAGAUGAAGGAAUUCCAGGCCCACCAGGCCCCAAAGGAGUUCGUGGCCCACAAGGUCCUAGCGGUCUCCCCGGAGUUCCUGGAAGCCCUGGAUCAUCAAGGCCUGGCUUUAGAGGACCCCCUGGGUGGCCCGGCUUGAAAGGAGACAAAGGAGUGCAAGGGACCCCAGGAAUGGACUCAGUGGGGCCUCCUGGGUCCCCAGGCUGUCCUGGCUUACCAGGCCCCACAGGGCCACCAGGCCCUCCAGGCCCUCCAGGUGACAUCGUCUUUCACAGUGGUCCACCUGGUGACCGCGGACCUCCAGGCCCACUAGGGUCUCCAGGAUUCCCAGGAGCUGAUGGACCCAAAGGAGAGCCAGGCCUUCUGUGUGUACAGUGCCCUCGCAUUCCUGGGUCUCCAGGUCUCCCAGGAUCACCAGGGCUAGAUGGUGUCAAAGGAAUCCCAGGAAGACAAGGUACAGCUGGCGCGAAAGGAAGCCCAGGGUCCCCCGGAAGCGCAGGUGUCCCAGGAUUUCCAGGAUUCCCAGGUGUUCAGGGAGCCCCAGGACCUAAAGGCCGGAAAGGUGAAACACUGCCGCCCCAGGGGCAAGUGGGGGCCCCGGGGGACCCUGGGCUCCAAGGGCCACCCGGGAGAAAGGGCCUGGACGGAACUCCUGGAACUCCGGGAGCAAAAGGAUUACCCGGACCUAGAGGCAGACCGGCCUUGAGUGGUGAGAAGGGGGACCAGGGUCCUCCAGGAGAUCCGGGCCCCCCUGGAUCCCCAGGACCUACAGGACCAGCUGGACCACCUGGCUAUGGACCUCAGGGAGAGCCAGGUCCAAAGGGCACCCAAGGAGUUCCUGGAGCCCUGGGACUGCCUGGAGAAGCCGGUCCUAAGGGAGAACCCAGCAUUUCGACACCCAUCCUAGGGCCCCCAGGACCUCCAGGGCCCCCUGGCCAUGCUGGCCCCCAAGGCCCUCCUGGUAUCCCUGGAUCCAUGGGAAAAUGCAGUUCUGGUUUUCCGGGACCUAAGGGAGAACCCGGAAUUCCUGGAAUUGGAUUUCCUGGGCCUCCUGGACUGAAGGGAGACCAAGGUUUUCCGGGAGCAAAAGGAUCCCCAGGUUGUCCUGGGAAAAUGGGAGAGCCUGGAUUGCCUGGAGAGCCAGGUUUCCCAGGAGCCAAGGGAGAACCAGGAUGGGCAAGACCCGGAGAACCAGGAACACCAGGAUUUCCAGGAUCAAGAGGCGAUUCAGGGGAAACUGGAGGAAUGGGCCUCCCCGGACUUCCAGGUCUUCCUGGAAAGCCAGGAAAACAAGGGCUUGAUGGACCUCGAGGAGAUGCAGGGCAGCCCGGACCACCUGGAGUAAGAGGACCCCCAGGAAUGUGCACGGAGGGGCCCAAGGGAGCCCAAGGACUUCCAGGCUUAAAUGGAUUAAAAGGACAGCCAGGCAGAAGAGGAGAAACAGGGACAAAGGGAGACCCAGGAAUUCCAGGUUUGGCUAGGUCAGGGAUCCCUGGAGAACCAGGACCACCAGGAAUGCCAGGUUGGCAUGGUGAGAAGGGACCACCUGGUCAAAAAGGACUUCCGGGAACUCCAGGAUUUUCAGGGCUACCAGGUGAAAAAGGAAUGGUUGGGAUGAUGGGAUAUCCAGGGCCGGCCGGCCUUCCCGGGUCUCCAGGGAACCCAGGCCCCCAGGGGCACCAGGGCAGCCCUGGGAUCCCAGGAGUAAAGGGUGACCAAGGGCCCCCAGGAGCCCAAGGGGAACAAGGAGAGAAAGGAACCCCAGGGCCUUCUCAGAUAGCCCACUUAAAGGGAGACAAAGGAGAACCAGGACUCAAAGGACUUAUAGGAAAUCCAGGUGAAAAAGGAAGUAGAGGCAUUCCAGGGUUACCAGGCUUGAAGGGCCUUGAAGGACGACCUGGGCCACCAGGACCACCAGGUCCUAGAGGAGAUCUGGGAAGCACUGGGAGUCCUGGAGAACCAGGACCACGCGGCAUGCCAGGAAACACGGGCAACAUGGGUGCUCCAGGUUCUAAAGGAAAAAGGGGAACUUUAGGACUCCCUGGUCUACCUGGAAGACCAGGGCUCCCAGGCAUUCAUGGCCUCCAAGGAGAUAAGGGAGAACCAGGUUAUUUAAAAGACACAAGGCCAGGACCUCCAGGACCAAAGGGAGAUCCAGGAUUGCCAGGCGACGUGGGACAGAAAGGAGAAAGAGGCCCACCUGGCCUUCCUGGGCAGCCGGGACCUGUUGGACCUGAGGGGAUCCCUGGGAGACCCGGAAGUCCUGGCCACCCAGGAAAGCCAGGUCCUGACGGUGAUUUGGGGCUGAAAGGAAUCAGAGGCUUCCCAGGCCCUCCAGGAAUCAAAGGCCCUCCAGGCUUUCUAGGGUUCCCAGGGCCUUCAGGACCAAUGGGUACAAGAGGUGACCAAGGACACGACGGGAUUCCUGGCCCUCCCGGAGAAAAGGGAGAAACAGGCUUGCUGGGGGCCCAUCCAGGCCCAAGAGGGGAUCCUGGUAUUCCAGGUACCAAAGGAGACAGGGGACCCCCUGGCUGGCCCGGCCUCCCUGGCAGGAAGGGAACCAUGGGAGAUACUGGGCCUCCAGGACCCACCGGAAUCGCAGGACUCCCAGGGCCACCAGGUCUGCCUGGGGUAGUCAUCCUUGGCCAAAAAGGAAACCGAGGCCCAGCAGGCUCAAGAGGAAAUCCAGGUGAGCCGGGUCCUCCUGGACCUCCAGGGAGGCACGCCCAAGGCAUAAAAGGUGACAAAGGAUUUAGAGGCCCACCUGGCCCAGAAGGUCCACCUGGAAUGGUAGGAGACAUAGGGCCACCAGGACUUCCAGGAGCACCGGGUACCCCAGGUUCUCCGGGGCUCAGAGGUGAUCCUGGAUUCCUUGGAUUUCCGGGCAUCAAAGGACAGAAGGGUAAUCUGGGAUUCCCAGGGUUGACUGGACCUCCAGGACCGGUUGGACCAAAAGGACCACCUGGUGCACGUGGAGACCCUGGCACACUUACAGUCAUCUCCCUUCCUGGAAGCCCAGGGCCACCUGGCUCACGUGGACAACCGGGGAUGCAAGGAGAACCUGGACCACUGGGGCCACCAGGAGAGCCAGGACCCUGUGGGCCAAGAGGUAAGCCAGGCAACGAUGGAAAACCGGGAACUCCUGGACCCACUGGAGAAAAAGGCAACAAAGGUUCUAAAGGACAGCAAGGACCGCCUGGAUUAGAUGGAUUGCCGGGUUUGAAGGGAAAACCUGGAGACAGUGGAUCACCUGCAACCGGGACAACGAUGACAGGCUUUGUCUUCACCCGCCAUAGUCAGACCACUGUGACCCCUUCCUGUCCAGAGGGGACACAGCCCCUCUACCAUGGCUUUUCUCUUCUUUUUGUACAAGGAAAUGAACGAGCCCAUGGACAAGACCUUGGAACUCUUGGCAGCUGUCUGCAGCGAUUUACUACAAUGCCAUUCUUAUUCUGCAACAUUAAUAAUGUAUGUAAUUUUGCAUCUCGAAAUGAUUAUUCAUACUGGCUGUCGACACCAACUCUGAUGGCAAUGGACAUGGCCCCAAUUACUGGCAGGGCCCUGGAGCCUUAUAUCAGCAGAUGCACUGUCUGUGAGGGUCCAGCGAUGGCCAUAGCAAUUCAUAGUCAAACCACUGCCAUUCCUCCUUGUCCCCAAGGCUGGAUUUCUCUCUGGAAGGGAUUUUCUUUCAUCAUGUUCACAAGUGCAGGUUCUGAGGGUGCUGGACAGGCACUGGCCUCCCCCGGCUCCUGUCUGGAGGAAUUCCGAGCCAAUCCAUUCAUAGAAUGUCAUGGAAGAGGAACGUGCAACUACUACUCCAAUUCCUACAGCUUCUGGUUGGCUUCCUUACACCCAGAAAGAAUGUUCAGAAAACCUAUUCCAUCAACUGUGAAAGCUGGGGAGUUAGAAAAAAUAAUAAGUCGCUGUCAGGUGUGCAUGAAGAAAAGACAUUGAAGAAAUUAAAGAAAAUAGG